Messenger RNA from Zychaea mexicana, 562 nucleotides. RefSeq lists its product as uncharacterized. Lineage: Eukaryota; Fungi; Mucoromycota; Mucoromycetes; Mucorales; Lichtheimiaceae. The record is from RefSeq and is a predicted model, not a curated record. The transcript has a single exon. The coding region runs from base 74 to 421 and encodes 115 amino acids.
GUACGAUAGAACAGGAGGCAAGCAUACGGAAGCACAAAGGGCACAAUCACAUAAAGAAGCUGACGCGAUAGUAAUGCAUCCAAAUAUGGUGUUCUCCACACACUCUUUAAAAAACUUUGUAUGGAUGCUGCUGUUUGAAUUCGUCCUCUUCCUUCCUUCCUUCCUUCCUUCCUUCCUUCCUUCUCCAGCUCACCAAUCUAGUAUAACCCAAAGGGGAUAUGCCGGAUGUCGAUACAAGCUAGCGCACGAUAAUUAUGCAAUCGACAACUCAUGUAACAAAAAGCUUUCUUCAGAAUCAUUCGUUCACCUUGUCUUCUCUUCGUCUACCGCCGUUCAUUGCGGACAUAAAACGUAUCUAGUAAUACCGGUAAAACAAAUUACCAUGAUCAUCUUGCUUGUAAAUGAAUAUAAAAGCGUCUAGUAGUAAACUGUUGUAUCCUCCUUGUCUAUUUCUUUUUAAACUUGGCUUGCUUAUGCCACAAGCUCAAUGUUUCUGAGAUGAUGCUAGAUCCGCAUUGUGCUACGUCAGAUACAAGAAAAUUGCUGUGGGAAACUUGUCCAG